Messenger RNA from Bradysia coprophila, 2572 nucleotides. RefSeq names its product beta-L-arabinobiosidase-like. NCBI's taxonomy places the organism in Eukaryota, Metazoa, Arthropoda, Insecta, Diptera, Sciaridae. Gene Ontology annotation, molecular function: carbohydrate binding. The record is from RefSeq and is a predicted model, not a curated record.
GUUAUCACAACAUGCAAUGAAUUUUAUUACAAUGUUGUGUACUGUCUCUUCGAAAUGUUUGCAAAUAGGUUUGUAGAAGUGAUAUUGAUCACGGCUGUGAUAAGCAUUGCUGGCGGAGAAACAAAUUUCGUCAACAAAGACACCAAGUUGAGAGGUUUCUUUGAGCCACAGUGGUUUAAGGACAACAUUCCAUUUGUUGAGGUACCGGACAAAGAAAUCGAAGACGUCUACUACUAUCGCUGGUCCUCGCUAAAACGACAUUUGCGGUACACUGUUCCUGGAGCUGGAUACAUUAUUACAGAAUUCGUGCACAGGGUCGGCUAUUCUCAGAAAUUCGAUACGAUCAAUGCAGCCGCUGGACAUCAUAUUUACGAGGCAAGGUGGUUAAGAAAUACGCGAUAUGUCCAGGAUUACAUUAACUUCUGGUCAAGAGAAGGUGGAGCCGCCCAACAAUAUUCGGAAUGGAUAGCUGACGCUGCAUAUAAGUCUUUCCUGCUCAAUGGAGAUGUUGAUUUUAUCAAAUCUCAGCAACUAGGUCUCGUCAACAAUUACAACGGUUGGAACGAUCGAUUCGAUCCGACUUUAGGACUGUAUUUCAUUUCUCCACAUGACGAUGCAAUGGAAAUGUCUGCCAGUUCUGUUCAAACAGAUGAUCCGUAUCAUGGUGGGCUGGGAUACCGGCCAUCAUUCAAUUCGGAAAUGUAUGCAAACGCUGUUGCCAUAUUUCAAAUUGCAACAUUGAAUGGGGAUUACGUAACUGCUGGGGAGUUCCGUCAAAGAGCGGAUGCAUUGAGAGAGGCCAUUCUCAAUUUUCUUUGGGAUGAUGACAGGAAAUUCUUUUAUCACAUGUUUCGACACAACAAUCCAAGUAAUCAACUUUUGGAUACACGAGAAGAAAUCGGUUUUUUCCCGUGGAGAUUCAUGGUUCCUGAGGAGAGGAACAGAAAAUACGAUGAAGCAUGGCAAGAACUGUUCGAUAGUCAAGGAUUCGAUAGUUUGUAUGGACCAACAACGUGUGAAAUGAGAAGUCAAUGGUACGAUGGAAAUCAAACGUCUCAAUGUUGCUGGUGGAACGGCAAUUCUUGGCCAUAUUCAACUGGUCACACUUUGAACUCGUUAGCUAGCCAAAUAAGAAGCUACGCUAGCACAGCCUACGCAAAGGUGGAAAAUUUCGUUCAACUGUUGCAUAAAUACGCAGACACGCAAUUUAAGAAUGGAAAGCCGUAUGUGGCUGAGUGUCAUUCUCCUACAACAAAGUUAUGGGUUUGUGACGGAUUCAACCACUCCGAUCACUAUGCUCACUCGACGUAUACGGACAAUGUACUGGGCGACCUGAUUGGUAUAGAACCUCAAUCAGACGAUGUGUUCAAAGUUAACCCUUUGGUACUUCCGAGCUGGGAUUACUUUAUUGCCGAGAAUAUUGCGUACCAUGGCCACAACAUUACAGUAUUGUACGAUCGCGAUGGAAGUCGUUAUGGAACUGGUAGCGGAAUGCAAAUCUUUGUGAACGGUGAAUUGACUGCCAGACAGAAUGAUGUUGGUCCUAUGCAAGUGGCUGUUCCUCAUCCAAUACAAUAUACCAAUUUCGAUGGAGCGAAAAGGGUGGAAAAUUACGCAGCAAAUGUGAAUGGAUACGGAUAUCCAAUGGUCGACGCAAGUUUCACCAGCAUUCACGCUAGUGUUUGGCAUGUUGUGGACGGAAGAAUAUUUUACGAUCAAGUUCCCACUAAUCGAUGGACGAACUAUGGUUCACCAAAUCCAACUGAUUGGUUUUCGCUGGAUUUUGGACCUGGAAGAUACAAAACUAUCAGCCAAAUUAAGUUGUACGUCUAUUCGGAUGUUGCUACCGGGGAAGGUGAUGUGGACUGUUACAAGUCCAUAACGAUAGAAGUGUUCAAUGGACAAAACUGGACUCCAGUGCAGAAUCAAAAAUCUGUUCCAUCGAUCUGCAUCAACAAUGACGUCAACAUUGUUGAAUUCACUCCAGUAAGGACACGAAUGCUUCGGAUAGUGUUCACUAGAGACGAAGAUCGUAAUCACUUCGUUGGACUCACGGAGAUGGAGGUUUGGGCUCCUUGGCCACAGACGGUCGUUGGUAGUACCUACGAAGCCGAAGACGGAUGGAUAAAUGAAGCGAAUGUGAGAGAAAGUUCUACAGCAUCUGGAGGUUCCUAUGUUGGCCAAAUAAACGACAAUGCAGCUUUUGUCGAGUUCGCAGGUGUUUGGUUGGAAGCUGCUGGUGACUAUACAGUCAAUGUUUUCUAUGCUAACGGAGAAAAUGUCGCUGCGAUGAAUGUCCGUGUAAACAACAUCCAUUCGAGCAUUGCUAUAUUCCCGAAAACAGGAGUUUGGGGGGAAUUCAGUGAAGAAAGUUUUAUUGAAUUGAAUAUUCCGUUGUUGAGAGGGAACAAUGUGCUCGUAUUUGAGCAUGGAAUUAACUUUGUUGAGUUGGAUAAAAUAACCAUUGUAAUUGAGAACGAUGAGCCCAGUCACGGUCAAAAAGUUGGUGUAAGUGUUCUGAUAAAUUUGAUUACUGUUUUAAUUACACUUACGCUAGGAUAGCUUGUGUAUA